CCGCCCGCCUCGGGACGUGCGUCCGGGGAUCACCCCGGGUCCCGCUCCGCCCGCCGCGCAGGAGGCGGGGGGAGGGGGCCGACGGCCGUUCUCUCCGGCUAUAAAGGGCCCAGGGCCGCCGGAGCUCCCUCGGCGUCCUCCGGCUCCGCCUCCGCCGCCUCCGCCGCCUUCCCUCCAGCGAGAGCUCGGGGGCCCGCUCGGGCUCCCAUCGACGCGCUCGGGCUCGGCUACGCGGGCUGCGGCAGAAGAUGGCGGCUCCGGCGGCUCGGGCCGACUGCUCCGAGGAGGCGCUGGCGGCAGCCCUGGCGGACGUGCCGGAGCUGGCCCGGCUUCUGGAGAUCGACCCGUACCUGAAACCCUUCGCCCCGGACUUCCAGCGCAGGUAUAAGCGGUUUAAUGAGACUUUGAACAACAUUGGAGAGAACGAAGGUGGUAUUGAUAAAUUUUCCAGAGGUUAUGAAUCAUUUGGUGUCCACAGAUGUGCUGAUGGCGGUUUAUACUGCAAAGAAUGGGCCCCAGGAGCAGAAGGAGUUUUUCUUACUGGAGACUUUAAUGAUUGGAAUCCAUUUUCAUACCCAUAUAAAAAACUGGAUUAUGGGAAGUGGGAGCUCUAUAUCCCACCAAAGCAGAAUAAAUCUCUACUUGUCCCUCAUGGAUCCAAAUUAAAGGUAGUUAUUAGGAGUAAAAGUGGAGAGAUCUUGUAUCGUAUUUCACCAUGGGCGAAGUAUGUGACUCGUGAAGGUGAUAAUGUGAAUUAUGAUUGGAUACACUGGGAUCCAGAACACCCAUAUAAAUUUAAGCAUUCCAAGCCAAAGAAACCAAGAGGUCUAAGAAUUUAUGAAUCUCAUGUGGGAAUUUCUUCAUAUGAAGGAAAAAUAGCUUCUUAUAAACAUUUUACAUGCAAUGUACUACCAAGAAUCAAAGACCUUGGAUACAACUGCAUUCAGUUGAUGGCAAUCAUGGAGCAUGCUUACUAUGCAAGUUUUGGUUACCAGAUCACAAGCUUCUUUGCAGCUUCAAGCCGUUAUGGAACACCUGAAGAGCUAAAAGAACUAAUUGACACAGCUCACUCAAUGGGUAUUACAGUCCUCUUAGAUGUGGUGCACAGCCAUGCUUCAAAAAAUUCAGAAGAUGGAUUAAAUAUGUUUGACGGGACAGAUUCCUGUUAUUUUCAUUCUGGACCUAGAGGAAAUCAUGAUCUUUGGGAUAGUCGAUUGUUUGCCUACUCCAGCUGGGAAGUUUUAAGAUUCCUUCUGUCAAACAUAAGAUGGUGGUUAGAAGAAUAUUACUUUGAUGGAUUUCGUUUUGAUGGUGUUACAUCCAUGCUCUAUCAUCACCACGGAAUGGGUGAAGGUUUUUCAGGUGAUUACCAUGAAUAUUUUGGACUUCAAGUAGAUGAAGAUGCCUUGGUUUAUCUCAUGUUGGCAAAUCAUUUGGUUCACACAUUAUAUCCAGAUUCUAUAACAGUAGCCGAGGAUGUAUCAGGAAUGCCAGCUCUCUGUUCUCCAAUUUCCCAGGGAGGGGUUGGCUUUGAUUAUCGAUUAGCCAUGGCAAUUCCAGAUAAAUGGAUCCAGCUACUUAAAGAGUUUAAAGACGAAGAUUGGAAUAUGGGCAAUAUUGUGUACACACUCACAAACAGACGCUACCUUGAAAAAUGCAUUGCUUAUGCAGAGAGCCAUGAUCAGGCACUUGUUGGGGAUAAGACACUGGCAUUUUGGUUGAUGGAUGCUGAAAUGUAUACCAACAUGAGUGUUCUGACCCCAUUUACUCCAGUUAUUGAUCGUGGAAUACAACUUCAUAAAAUGAUUCGACUCAUUACUCAUGCUCUUGGUGGAGAAGGUUAUCUCAAUUUCAUGGGUAAUGAGUUUGGGCAUCCUGAAUGGUUAGACUUCCCAAGAAAAGGAAAUAAUGAGAGUUAUCAUUAUGCCAGAAGGCAAUUUCAUUUAACUGACGAUGACCUCCUUCGCUAUAAGUUCCUAAAUAACUUUGACAGAGAUAUGAAUAAAUUGGAAGAAAGAUGUGGUUGGCUUUCAGCUCCACAGGCCUAUGUGAGUGAAAAGCAUGAAGGCAAUAAGAUCAUCGCUUUUGAGAGAGCAGGUCUUCUUUUUAUUUUCAACUUUCAUCCAAGCAAGAGCUACACUGAUUACCGAGUGGGAACGACAUUGCCAGGAAAAUUCAGAAUUGUGCUAGAUACAGACGCAGCAGAAUAUGGAGGACACCAGAGAUUGGACCACAAUACCGAUUUUUUUUCUGAAGAUUUUAAACAUAAUGAGCGUCCCUUUUCUCUUUUGGUGUACAUUCCGAGCCGAGUGGGCCUCAUCCUGCAGAAUGUGGAUAUGCCCAACUGAACCCACGGGAUUUCAGCUUCCAGGAAAAUGUGCGCUUGUUUUCGUCUUCUCAUUGUCACAGAGCUUCUAGUGUGCAAGCUUUUCAAAAUACAGUUGUCUAGACGAAACGUCAGAUGUCUGAAAUUUAAUAUUGGUUUAUGCAAAUGAAUGUCACAUUUUGCUUUAAGAAGUGCAGGGGGGAAUAGUUUUUGAAAUUUCAAGGAAGCUAGACUGUAUUUUCCAGGCAUCUGAGCAGCUACGAUUCCCAAAUGAAGUAUUAUAUGUAAUGUCUUUAAACAACUUUACUUUCUAGGUCGAUAUAUGAUACUUAAAGUUCAAAUUUGAAUCAUGUGUCAUGUAUGAUAAUUACUGUUGAAUGUACACAGUACUUUUUUAAGAUGAACAUUUGAUGACUUUAUUUGUUCUAAGUAUAUCUUGGUUUAAAAUACAAAGCACCAAGGUUGCUACUAUGUUUUUUUUUUUCCAAAUUGUGUUUAGAAAUACUGUAAUAAAUAUGUAGUAAUAAUAUAAAAAGAAUUGGAUCAAAGAUAAUAUAAAGUCAUUAUAAACUCAUCCAUGCUUCAUUUUGCAUAAGUUUUGUCUUGUGAUCUCUGCUUCACUUAGUAUCUUGGUGGAUGCUGAUAUGUCCGUCAUUCUGAAGACCUGAAUUAGUAAUUGUAACAUUUCAGAAAAUGUCUUUUACUUUGGAUCAAUUAAAAAAAAUGCAGAAUUGCCUUUGCUAAUGUUUACUUAGCUGUACUACCGCAGGGAUGGAUUUGGAAUGAAUGUUAAAAUGCUUAUCUUAACUCUGAUACCUUCCCCACAUAUAUGCACACCUGCCCAAUGGACUAGGCAUUGGGAUUAAUAAUGUUUUCUUUAGGUACCAUUUUGUAAUGUAAAAUCAUACUAAUUCAGAUAUCCAAGCUACCCUGCAGCUGUAAACCUGAGCACUUGUAGAAGUUGAAUUUACUAUCUCAACUCAGUGGGAUACUCAAUCAUGAAAUUGCCAGUCAAGUCAUUAAAUAGAAGGCUACACAGGUCUAAAAUCAUUGAUACAUAAUUCAUUCAUAACUGAAAAAUUAUGAUGCAUUUAUAAGACAAAGUGUCUGUCACAUUUUUAAAGAUCUUAUUUUCCCUUUACAAUAAUACAUUAAUAAUGACUGCUCCUUUUUUUGCUUUUAGCCUGAUUAUUCGUGACUAAUGAACAGUACUUGGAAGUCUGUCUAUUAAAAACUUAUACAGUACUAGAAAAGAUUAGUAAAAGAGACUUCUGUAGCUAAACCUACCAUAUAUUUACCAUUUUUCUUAUAACUUAGGUCUGAAACAUGUUGUUUGCUAUAACUUCAAAGUAGAAUAAUAGUUUGAUUUCCUGAAAGAAUCAGUGAUGCCAGCUGAGGAUUAUAUAUCCUAGGAAGCAUUGCUGAAAGCCUCUGUGUUGCUUUGCCUGUUACAGGAAUGUUAUGAAUAUGUUAGCACUGCCAUGAUCUGUGUACAUUAUACCCAUUAUUGAUAACAGUACAAUGUACAACCAAGAUGUUUUGUGUCCUAGUUUAUAAUUUCUUACUUUUGCAUAUCUUUUGUUUGAAGAGACUGGGAGUUUUCUAUCACAGCUCCUUGAAAAUAACAAGAAGUUGCUUCACACCUUGAGCCCAUUUUCAUUCCCUUGUGACCUCUGCGGCAAAAUCAAAAAGACCAGAAAAAGUAUAAUGCUAUGUUUUCAUUAUAUUGAUUGACUUUACUAAUAUGAGUUUUAGACUUUAUUGGUCUAAAGUUCAAAUUUAAUAAUGUAAUCUAAGUUGCCUUUGUCAAAUGCUCCCCCCCCACAAAAAAAAGAACAAUAAAAAGAUGUCGCGAGGUAGAAACUAUAAUACAUGCAAACAAAAUAGUAAGAGUUCAAAAUAGAAUGUAGUUUUGUUGUUAGUGUUUUUCCUAUCAGAGCAGACAGCCUUUUUAGAACAUUCUAAUAAUAUUAUAUGGCAUUUCUCUAUAUGGGUCUUCAUUUUUGUAUCAAAAACUUUCUCAUCAUGUACUCUAGUGAGAAGUUCUGUGUUUUUACUGGUGAAACAUUUUCAACAAUCACCACAGAGAGAUACAAAAUUUUACUCUCUAUGCCUUAUAAUUUUUUUGUCCUCUAAUAUGAUUAUCACGCACACCAAAACUGAGAGUCCUCUUUGUUGACUGUUUUAGAGCAAAUAUUUUUACCAUUCUGCUCCUGUAUGUUCUAGAAAACAUAUGAUUACAGAUAUCUUUCCAUUGUUUUUUAAUAUCAGUGAAUGGCUAGUAAUUACUCUUUUAUCCAAAAUAGAAUUUACCCCUAAUGCCAAUGAUGUUGAAUCUUUUAACAGUAGCUCUUGUGGAAAAUACCAGUCUUUAAUAAUCAAAAACUGAACUGUAAACAUUUUCCCUAGAAUGUUUCCCACUUGAUAUCACUUGAACUCUGAGGGUCAACUCCUUUCAUAUGAUUUUUUCCUGUACAUUUGAUGUUUCUUACAUUGUCCCAUUCUUUGCUGAUGCAUUCAUCUCUAACAUAAAAUGAGGGAUUUAGCCACCAUGUUCCUCAAGUUCAAAAAAUAACCAGUGACAAUAAAUUGACUUUUCUUGAGGCAACUGUGAAA
Molecule: messenger RNA, 4942 nt
Organism: Canis lupus familiaris (dog)
Lineage: Eukaryota; Metazoa; Chordata; Mammalia; Carnivora; Canidae
Gene: GBE1
Product: 1,4-alpha-glucan branching enzyme 1
Exons: 16
Coding region: 249-2348 (699 amino acids)
Biological process (GO): glycogen biosynthetic process
Cellular component (GO): cytoplasm
Molecular function (GO): cation binding; hydrolase activity, hydrolyzing O-glycosyl compounds; 1,4-alpha-glucan branching enzyme activity
Source: RefSeq, a predicted model, not a curated record